AAAAUCUCCUUCUCAGUUCUCAAGCUUCUUUACUAGUAGAGUAUUCCCAGAGCAGGGCGGCGGAGAGAAAAACCCUAGGUCUACCGCGUCAUCUCACCACCAUGGACGGCGACGACGAAGUUUCGGCACAGAUGAUCGACGAGAUCUACGCCAACGGCGGCGACAUCGAUUCCCAGCAGCCUCACAGACCAGUCAUCAUCAACGGCGAGCAGCUCGACGUGGAGGCCUACGCCGCCCUCUACACCGGCCGGACCAAGAUCAGGCGCCUCAUGUUCAUCGCCGACCACUGCGACAACAACGUAGCGAUGCAGCUGGAGGCGCUGCGGAUGGCCUACGACGAGGUCAAGAAGGGCGAGAACACGCAGUUGUUUCGGGAAGUUGUUAACAAGAUCGAUGGGCGGUUGGGCCAGGGGUACGGGCCCGACCCGGGCUGGAGUGAGGCGGUCGAGCGGAGGGCUGAGCAGAGGAAGGAGAAGCUCGAGAAUGAACUCAAUGCUUAUCGUACAAAUUUGAUAAAAGAAAGCAUUAGAAUGGGGUACAACGACUUUGGAGAUUUUUAUUACGCUCAUGGUGCACUUGGGGAUGCAUUUAAGAAUUAUGUCCGUACUCGUGAUUAUUGUACAACAUCCAAGCACAUAAUUCAUAUGUGCCUGAAUGCGAUUUUGGUCAGCAUUGAGAUGGGCCAGUUCACGCAUGUUUCAAGUUAUGUUGGGAAAGCUGAGCAAAGUCCAGAUGCCUUGGAUGCAAUUACGGUUGCAAAACUACGCGCUGCCGGAGGAUUGGCCUUAUUGGAAGCUAAAAAGUACAAGCUGGCUGCUCGAAAGUUCUUGGAAACGGGUCAUGAAUUGGGGAACAGCUAUUCCGAAGUGAUUGCACCCCAAGACAUUGCAACAUACGGUGGACUUUGUGCACUCGCAAGUUUCGACAGAGCAGAGCUGAAGAGCAAAGUUAUAGACAAUCUCAACUUCCGGAAUUUCUUAGAGUUGGUACCAGAAGUAAGGGAGCUUAUUCAUGAUUUUUACUCGAGCCACUACGCUUCAUGUCUUGAUUAUCUUGGAAAUCUGAAAGCAAAUCUUCUGCUUGAUAUUCACCUGCAUGACCAUGUUGAGACGCUGUAUAAUGACAUCCGUCACAAAGCCCUCAUCCAGUAUACUCACCCAUUUGUGUCUGUGGACCUACGGAUGAUGGCCAAUGCUUUCAAAACAAGUGUACCCGGGCUUGAGAAAGAGCUUGAAGCUCUAAUUACCGACAAUCAAAUACAGGCUCGUAUAGACUCUCAUAACAAAAUCCUGUAUGCACGACAUGCGGAUCAGAGGAAUGCUACUUUCCAGCGGGCUCUACAGACUGGCGGCGAAUUUGAUCAAGAUGUCAGGUCCAUGCUGCUGAGAGCGAGCCUUAUCAAGCAUGAUUACAACCUUAAGUCGUCAAGGAAAUUUUAGAUUUACGAUUGGGCAAAACUAAAAGCCACUAUGGUAUCUUGAUUAGGUUGAUUUUCUGGGAAAAAGGAAAGGAGAAAGUGCUUGUCGGUCUUGGCUUUUUUGGUUUGCUGUGUGUUUCCAGAAUCAUUACCGCUAUUGAUGAAGCUAAUGUUUAUAUAGUGUUUAUGAUCAGAAAAA
Molecule: messenger RNA, 1616 nt
Organism: Rhododendron vialii
Lineage: Eukaryota; Viridiplantae; Streptophyta; Magnoliopsida; Ericales; Ericaceae
Product: COP9 signalosome complex subunit 1
Exons: 6
Coding region: 102-1439 (445 amino acids)
Cellular component (GO): COP9 signalosome
Source: RefSeq, a predicted model, not a curated record